GCCGAAGAAGAAGACUUGGAGCAAUAAGUGUUGUUGCUAACGUUGCUAUUUACAGGAGCUGAACUCCUCGCUGCGCUGCAUCAUAUCCCCCAGUCGGCUCUGCUGACUUCUCAUACUGGCAUUUAGAUCAUUUAUAACUGUCACAGAGCGCUGACCACACAGAGCAACACUGUGUGUGCUCCUUCAACACAGCUAGCAUUGGCUAGCGGACCCCUGAGCAGAGAUGGAGUGGCUGUGUAACCACGGCGAGGAGUCGAGCAUUGACCCAUCUUCAACAGUCAACAGCACCAGCGGAGUUUAUCCUAACCAGCAGUCUCCAUCAUCGCACCUUUGUGAUUGUGCCAUGGCGUCAUUGUGCCAGAGUCAGCAGCGCUGUGUGAAGGCCUCCAUCGUGUCCAGCUGGAGACUGGCCGAAGCCCAGGAUCAGCUAUGCUCUCUCGGCGUCCACAGCUCCGAGUCCCUGGAGCAGGAACGUGCUCGGACUCUGGUCUGCCCCAGCGAACUCACACACACUGAGGAGGAGUGGCGCCGCAAGGAGAGCAUACUGGGAGGUCAGGAACCCAGCCGCAGUCCUGUGCUCGGAGCUGUUGGAAGUUGGGACGUCUUUGAUAAGAGUAUCAUCAAUGUUCAAAAUCAACCUGUAGAAAUGGAUCAGGACAAAUGCAAGACGUUUCUCCAAAAGUAUGACCAACAGCUCAGGCAUUUUGGUAUGUUGCGGAGAUGGGACGACAGUCAGCGGUUCCUUGCAGACAUGCCUCAGCUCAUCUGUGAGGAAACGGCCAACUAUUUGAUUCUGUGGUGCAUGAGACUACAGCAAGAAGGGAAAGAAGCACUGAUGGAGCAGGUGGCGCACCAAGCUGUAGUCAUGCAGUUCAUCCUGGAGAUGGCCUCGAACUCUCAGCAGGAUCCUCGAGGCUGCUUCAGACAAUUCUUCCACAAAGCCAAAGAAGGACAAGAAGUCUACUUAGAAGUCUUCCGUACGGAGCUUGAGGCCUUUAAACACAGGGUGAAGGACUGCGCUGUCAAGUCAAGAGGUGAUAUACCCAACAACGUCGAACAACAGAAAACCGGCACAAACUGCAGACUUGACCCCAAAGAAGCCCUAGACUCUUUAUCUCCAGUGGCAGAGUAUCCUGUAAAGCGUUGCUUAGAGGCUGGACUGUGGACAAGCACAGGGAGGUGGACAAAGAACGAAGCUACAGAAACGGACGAUAUACGCAUGAUGGAGACCUCCUAGGGAUUGUAGGACCGUCCCCUUCUUCUCCUCCAUCUCUUCGCCUCCACAUUUAGGAACAAGCUCAGUUUUAAGGCCUUCUUUAACACAGCAGAGCAGGCUGAAUAACCGCAGUGCAGAGCAGGAAUAAAAGGAGACAUGGUCCUUCUUUAACGCUGCAGGAGAUAAUGUUUUGCUGAGUCAAACAUUUUUCAUUGCUGUCGGUAUUAUGCCACUGUGGUUGGCAUCUGGCGAGCUGGUUCCUGCAGUGUUUCUUGUGAGCUAAAAGCAUGUGCUGUGCCAUAACCCUGGUUUUACAGAUGGCAUUCUGAUAUCAAUCCAGGCUGUUUCCUUUUUUUUAUUUCUCCUGAAAAAGAGGAACAUCCUUACAUGGAAGCAAAAGAAACAGAGUCAACUCAAAUUAAAUCCAGACAACACAAAGACUAUUACACUAAUAAAGUCUGUUGGAAAUUAGCUUGAAGUAGGAGUCAGGUCAGUGCACAUCUCACGAGUAUUGUUAUAGCUGCUAAUGAAUCAUGACUGACAGAUGGGCUGCAUUGUAUCCUGUGUGGUAUAAGUGUUGGUUAAUGGUAGGGCUGUACCAAAUAGUUGAUUGAAUAAUGAACAAAACUUUUAUUAGUUUGAAUCUUCUCUCAUAAUGUUGACAUUAAAAUUUUGGAUCAACAUUUGAAUGCUGCUCAGAUUUUUUCUGUUUUUCUAAUAACUAGACCAUUGCAAAGUUUUAAAAAAAAUAUUUAAAAAAUAUGUAUUUAAUACAUUGAAAUUAUCGGCUUCAAUUCGUAUUUGUCUUUUUUUUUUAACUGUUUCACUGUGGUUUGCUCUGCCACUUCCAGGCAUGCACCUGUACAUAAGGGGGCAGUCUAGCAACAAUUUAACAGCACAAUAAAUUACAUUUAUAUAGCUUUUCAUCACACUUUAUUCAAAUUGUGGAUUUUGUUUAAGUUUUUUAAAAUUUUUCAAAUGUUCUUUUUUUCCCUUUUUUUUUUAGCAUGACGAUUUAAGAGCUGGCCGAAAUGGCAAAAAUCUUCUUUCCGAAUAUAGAUCAUUUUGUAUCCCUAACGCCGUGUGUGACAAGAUAGCAUGUGUGCUGGUUUUGCAAUAUUGUGAAAGAUAUGAUAGAAAAAUAUAUUUAAUAUGGACAUUUUAAAUCAUUUGUAAUGGUCUGUGUCCUUAUGAUGCUCAGCACUUUGACAUAAUAUAAGACAACAGACAUUUGAAGCUUCAUUUGGAAAUCUCAAUGGAAGCUGCAAAUGUUUAAAAAAACAACAGAUAUUUGGUACAGCCCUGGUUAGUGGUUAACAUUUCAUAGAAACAGCCUGCUAGAGUGGAUAAUCUGCUAUACGGUAUUAAGGCAAAGUGUCUGAAAGUAAAAUUUUAAAGUACCUGAUCAUGUGCCAGGAUACAGGAACUACUGUAAAAUAGGAAGAAUGUAGACGUUCAGCAGCUUUGAUUUUGAUCAACAGGAAAACAUUUGCAAAUGAUACAGUUUACUUGAAGGCGAAGGCAGUGUUGUGAAUUCCACAUUUUCAGUCAUUUGAUAAAGACGUGUUGCCUCACAGCUUUUAUUUUUUCAUUCAUUUAUUACUGAAAGCUCAUGCAAAUGAGCAGAGAGCAGUUUGUUUGCGUUUGAUAGGAAAUGUCUUCAUCCAUUUGUGGUAAGCCAGAUUUGUGUUUUUCUGCAGCAUUUAACUCGUUAGGUUAGUAUGAAAAUAAUCAGCGUAAACAGGUUUGUUUGAAAGAGAUCAUGUUCACCCUGCUGGCCUCGGCUCUUACAGCUUUCAGACACAGCUGAUGUACUUGUAUGAAGUUGAACACAGCCCACUUGUCUCCCAGGCUCAUUAUCAGAGAGGAUAAAUAAUGCAGAAUGUGUGUGUGUGGGUGGCCACUCAGUUAGCUGGUACAGGGAUGCUUCAUGAAGGUAGCUUUUGGUGCAGAGGUUUUGAUUUGUAUGUCACAAAAAAGAUCAUUGUGCCAGAAAGGCUGCCGAGAUCUGCCUCUCUUGUUGCUUACAAGAGUUCUAAAAUUAAUAAAAAUUAUUUGUAAUCCUUGACACUUCGCUGGAUGGCUCAUGAAGGUCAGAGCAUGUACAAUAGUGGUUUUAAUGUUGAAGGGUUAAGGGAAAAAAGUAUUCCUUGAGUUGUCUGGAGAAGAUUGAAAUGCACAAGUAAUUAGACUUCCUCCUUUAAAUCUGCCAUUUACAUGCAUCUUUGACAUUCAGACUUGAUUCUAGUGUCUUAACUGCAGACAAACAUGAAUCCCAGUUCAUAUAAAGCAUUCAAAAUCACUGGAAAAUCAGUAUAUUUAGCUUUUAGUCCACCUACAACAACAGAAGAUGAUGGCCAGAGUUGGCUGCAUUUGCUUGCACCGUAUUGUCCUCUGUAACAGAAAUAAUUCAGCCUUUCAGACUGGGAGUUGGCUGCUUAUUUAUUUAAGCAGCUUAACAUUAGGCAAAUACACACAAUGAGCUGAAGACAAUAGUGCAUGCUGUUGUGAGACUAUAACUCAGCAUUUAUUACAUGAUUAAUCACUCAUAUCUUGAUGCAUUUAAGCAUUUUAACGGGACAAGGUCGGCCCGAUUUAAUGAGUUUUGAUUUUGAGACAAUCUUAUUGGUGAUCUGUGUGCAAGAAGCAUGCUAAUGUAAGAUAAAAGGGGGUUGUCUGUUCAGUUUAUUAUUCAUCCCAGUGCUUUUCCUUCUGUGAGUUUAUCUUGAGAGGCAAUCACAUAAUCAAAGCCUCAAAUUUCAUCCGGCACACAGGUGAUGGAAGUGAAAGGGUUUACAAGGCCUGCAUGUGUUUUAUUCUUUCUGGUUCAGUGACGAGCCAGAGUAACACAAGCUUACAUUUUCCUAACCAGCUUGCCAUCUACAGUACAGCAUCUGAAACCGAACUACUACCGCCAGUUUCCUUAUACAAGUGCUCUGUACAAACUGUCAGUGGUGUGUUUGUAAACGUUCAAUAUUCUUGGAUGUAGAUCUGAGAAGGAGGGGAGGGGGGAAAAGGGCUGAACGCUCAACAAAGAGACUUGCUGUAUGUUUGUUUGCAGAAAGUAACUCUGCAUCUGAAUGUGUCCUGCACUUUAUAUUUCUCUGCCGUUUAAAAAAAAAGAAACAUUUUAAAAAAGAGGCUGAGUAGGAGUGUUUGAAGCACUUGCCUUUAUUAUUCUUCCUCAUACCGUAUUAUGAUUUUGUCCCUUUUUUUUGUUGUGUUCCCAGUCAUCCAGAAUUUAAUCAUAAAUUCUGUAUGUUUUUAUUUAACAAGCAGGCUUUAGUUUUACCCCCAGUUUUGAAUUGUGUGACAUUUUGUUUUAGUUUUUGUAUCCUGUUGUUCACUAUUUUUUUGUGUUUGAGGGAGCUUUUGCCAUAUUUAUGAGGCUUCCAAUUAAUCUUCCCCUUGAUAAUUAUCAUCUUUAUUUACCAGAAAGAGCCAAAAUUAACGUGAGAAUCUGCUGAGCGACACAAUCAGUAAGAUUUUUACUGCAGACUGUGGAAUUAAAGACACCAUACGAAGCAUUAAAGUACAAUACAUGUGUUUAUGACUUCAAGCUACUGUUAUUUUAUUAUUUCACAGGUUUUGUUCUGCUCUGCACAGAACCGAUAUGGGGCAGUUCACAUAUAACAAGUAUCCUAAAUACUGUAAACUAAACAGCAGUAUUGUAAGCAGUGAAGCUAAACCAAUGUGCUGUAGUGGUCUUAUGUAUUUCUUCUCUCUUUUUUUGUCCAGUGACUUUUCAACUAUGCAAAAUAACUGUAUGGCUUAAGCUGUUGAACUAAACCUGUGGCCAGUGUCCUUGAUGUCUCAGCAUCCUAAAUUAUUUAAAAGCUAUUAUAAAAUUUGUAAAUGGAAGAGUUUCUGUUGCAGAGCUUUAAGGAAAUGAUCCGCAAUUUUUUAACAGUAGGACACUGUAAGACUUGUCUUCUCUUAUAAACAAGAGUUAAACGUGUCUUGUAGAAUUAUGGAAGUCAUUUUCUGCUGAUGUAAUGAAAAAAAAAAUCCUGAAAGUAAUUAAAAUAAUGACUUGUGUUGAGAUGACUUAGUAUCCUUAAAUACUGAUUUUGUGUUGCAACAUAAUGAGAAACUUGCUCAAAACAAUAUCUUGGUGUCUUGAAAUGUUUCUCAUUUGCUUGAGAUACUGAGUCUAUUUUGAAAUGAGUAAGUAAUAGUGAUAGGAAUGUUUUUGCAUUUUUUGUAUCUCAUUUUAAUAUACUAGCUGUUAAAGUCAGUAUUUCAAGCUACUGCGUUAUUUCGAAAUACUAUGUUAUUUUGAUAUACUAAGCCAUUAUUUCAAGUUAAGUAAGUCAUGAUUUUAAGAGUUUUUCUUUAUUUUGAGAUAAUGAUUCAUUAUUUCAAGAUUAUAAGUAGUUAGUUCGAGAUACAAAGUUGAUAUUGAGCUACUAAGUCAGUAUUUUGAGAUACAUCGUUAGUUCAGUGACGAAACUAAGUUAUUUUGAAAUAAUAUUUUGAGAAAGUUUCUGAUUGGUUUUAUAUACUAAGUUGAUAGUCUGAGAUACCAUGUCGUUAUUUGUCGAAAUAAUUCUUUAUUUCGGUUAAGUUUCUAGAUAUUGUCAUUGUUUUGAGAUACUAAGUCAUUAUUUCAAAAGUUUCUGAUCGUAACUUAUGGGACAUUUUUUUUCUUUUAUUGGCAGGAAUGAGCCUCCAUGUAAUCUGCUACAGUUCUUUGUGGGCUCCUCUGACAGAUAAAAUUGAGUAAAAUGAACUAGGGCCAACCCUAAAUUCUUUCAAUACUUGCAUAACACACCCAAAUCUACAACAGAUUGUUGUAGGUCAGUUGCAUUGUGGGUAAUGUAGGAGCUGAUAAAAACAGACUAUUUCUGGUGCGUCAAUUUUGAUACUUUCUUUUCUUUUUUUUAAGCUGUGCGUUGGUAUAAUGCGGAAUCAUCGGAGUCGGCUACUUGUAACUGUCUGUUUUAGGAGGCAGGUGUGUUACUGUCAAAAUUAGUCAAAUUAAAACACUAACUGCGAAGUUUUCCGGUUGUGUAACUCUGGUGUACAAUAAUAUACCACGUGCAGUAACUAGUAUCAGAUGUUUAUUGUGAUUCAUAAUAAAUACUUAUGACACAGUU
Molecule: messenger RNA, 6315 nt
Organism: Centropristis striata (black sea bass)
Lineage: Eukaryota; Metazoa; Chordata; Actinopteri; Perciformes; Serranidae
Gene: cdc37l1
Product: cell division cycle 37-like 1
Exons: 7
Coding region: 224-1237 (337 amino acids)
Biological process (GO): protein folding; protein stabilization
Cellular component (GO): cytoplasm
Molecular function (GO): heat shock protein binding; protein-folding chaperone binding
Source: RefSeq, a predicted model, not a curated record